AUGGCAGGACUGUACUGGAUUUGUUUCUUCGUAUAUUUUGCAUUACAAGGUUCUGAUGGCGACAAAAUAACAAUGAGACUUGUAGAAGAACCAUCAAACUUUGGGUAUAAUCAAGAAACUCAGCUGGGCAGUAGUGGAUUAGAGGCUCACUUUAAAGCGGCUAACAUCUCAGGUCCACCUAUGCUGAGGCGAUUGGAGGGAAAAUGCUUUGAUUUAAUCAAUGAACAAUACAAAUUUGUACUUUGUCCAUUUCAUAAUGUAACACAGCAUGAGCAGUCUUUACGUUGGAAUCCUUACAGUGGAAUAUUAGGAGUUUGGCAAGAAUGGCAGAUUGAAAAUAACACAUUUCAAGGGAUGUUUUAUAAAUCAGGAGAUGUAUGUGCUAACAAGAGAAGACAAGUCUUGGUUAAUUUACUAUGCAGUCAAAAAACCGAAUUGCUUACUGUGGAGGAACCAGUAACAUGUGAAUAUGUAAUGAAUUUUUCUACUCCUUUGGUUUGUCAUGACCAUGUAAUGUUAGUUUAUCCAACAUUAUCAGAUGAUUUACAGCUAAAGUGGGAUGAAUUAGAAGGAGAGUUAGUUCGAGAAGAGAUUACCCGAAAGGGUUAUAAGAAAAGAUUACAUAAAAUAUUUGAGGAAGCAGAUUUAGUUUUAUCACCAGACAAGUCAUUAGUUGCAUUACAUCCAGAAAAGAAGACAGAGGAAGUGGAGGACUUUGACAAUUUAUAUUCAUGUAACAUAGUAAGUAAAAUGUUAACAAACUGA
Messenger RNA from Saccoglossus kowalevskii, 765 nucleotides. Its product is annotated as N-acetylglucosamine-1-phosphotransferase subunit gamma-like. NCBI's taxonomy places the organism in Eukaryota, Metazoa, Hemichordata, Enteropneusta, Harrimaniidae. The record is from RefSeq and is a predicted model, not a curated record. Gene Ontology annotation, cellular component: Golgi apparatus.